This is a messenger RNA of Seriola aureovittata, 4100 nucleotides long. It is a transcript of the gene igfn1.4, whose product is annotated as immunoglobulin like and fibronectin type III domain containing 1, tandem duplicate 4. Bases 102 to 3821 code for a protein of 1239 amino acids. The record is from RefSeq and is a predicted model, not a curated record. Gene Ontology annotation, molecular function: protein binding. NCBI's taxonomy places the organism in Eukaryota, Metazoa, Chordata, Actinopteri, Carangiformes, Carangidae. The transcript has 25 exons.
CACUCAAAUAUCAGACUGGGAAGCAGAACCACUCAAGAGGAUCACAGGAGUACUGAGUUGGGGAAAUCUUGCUAAAUCCAUCCCGAAUCAAAGGACCCGCAAUGUUUAGAAGAUCAAAAGUGACGGGUGGGACAGCCACUGGCCAAGUGGGGAUCAAGAAAAAAUCUAAGGUCCCCGGGGUGAUGAUUACACAGUUUAUUGAGACGCUUCCAGAGGGAAAGACCCAUCCGGACUUCACCCGCAAGCCAAUUGCUUUGACCAUCCAAGAGGGAAAAUUUGCUUUUUUUAAAGCCAUUGUCACCGGAGACCCAAAGCCGACUGUAACAUGGAGCAGAAAUAACGGAGACGUGUCUGAUACAUCAAGAUACCAGACUAAAUACGAUCCCAAUUCCAAUGAGCAUACAUUUGAGAUGCCAAAUGUUACGCCAGAACAAGCUGAUACCUAUAAAUGCUUUGCCACAAAUGAAUUUGGACAAGCCAUGGUCACAGUUAUUCUGAAUGUUAUUGAAGUUGGUUACAAAAAGAACAAAGCCCAGCAACAAACAGCAGAAGCCACUGAUGGGGACUUUAAGAAGGUAUUAAAAAGGAAAAGUAAAAUCCGUCCCAAGUCUGAGCCACCUGAGAAAAAAGAAGGGGAGAUUGAUCCGAAAUUUUGGGAGCUGUUAAUUAGUGCUGAUAAGAAAGACUAUGAGAAAAUCUGUUCAGAGUUUGGAGUCACCGACUUUCGCUGGAUGCUCAAGAAACUGAAUGAAAUGAAGAAGGAAAGGGAGGAAGAACAAGCUGCGUUCAUCAAAAGCCUGUCUAACCUGAGACCUAUUCAGGUCAAUGCAGAUGGUACUGCAUCCUUCGAGAUUGACAUGGAUCUUCUUGACCAAAGCAGUUCGAUCUUCCUAUACAAGGAUGGUGAAAUGAUUCCAUACACAAAGGAGUUGGGGGAUAAGAUGAAGCACUGCCUUAGAAGAGUGGGGAGAAAGUAUAUUUUCAGUAUGAGGGACCUUAUGCCAGAAGAUGCUGGGCUGUACCAGUUGGACGUAGAGGAUGUGAAUAUGUUUUCCACUGAAUUUAAAAUCCCCCAGGUCGAUUUCUUGGUGAAACUUCAGGAAGUGAAGGCAAUGGAGAGAGAGGAUGCUGUGUUUGAGUGUGUCCUGUCAAAUCCCUUCUCCAGGAUUUUGUGGUUUGGCAAGAAUUUGCCACUGGAACAAGGGGAUAAAUACAAUAUUGAGGUCUCAGAGGACAAGCUCAUUCACAGGCUGGUGGUCAAGGACUGCAUGGUGGUAGACAAAGGAAUUUACUCUGCCUGCGCAGGAAUAAAGUCUUGCAAUGCAUGGCUUGUUGUUGAAGCUGACAAAGACGCGCAAAAAGGCAAAAAAUCAGCGAGGAAAACAACGAGGGCAGGAGGAUCUGGAGUGGACUUGCAGAAGAUUGCCCAAGAGCAACAAGCAAAAUUAGAGAAGGAGAGAGAAGAAAUAAAAGAACAGAUUAAAGCUGCUAAAGAAGCUGCGGCAGCUGCACCUCCACCUCCACCUGAAACCCCUGGAGCUCCUGCACCUACUAAAGCUCCAGCUGCAUCUAAGGCAGCCAAAGACUCUUUGCCAAAAACAGCAAAUGAGUCAGCUGCAGUGGAUCCUGCGGCUGCGGAUGGAUCGGGCACAGGUCACUCAGACAAAACAUCAGCAGCAGCUGGAGAUUCGGGAAGUGCUGGAGAUGCCAGUGGCGGUGGAAAACUUGGUCAACCACAUGCAGAUGCAGGAAGUGAGCCUGGAAUUACCUGUGGACUCUCUGAUAUUUACGCUCUUCGUGAAAAGCCGGCUGAAUUGAAUGUGAAGAUGAACAUGGAAUGUGAUGGCUCCUGGUUCAAAGAUGGAGAGCAGUUAAACUCAGGUCAUGCGGUCAACAUCGCCAAAGAUGGAAGUUCUCACAAACUGACAAUUAAGAGAUGCAUGGAUGACGACUCUGGACUUUAUCGUUUUGUAUCAGGGGAACAUAGUACACAAGGAAAGGUCACUGUUGGAGAUGUACCUGAAUUUGACCCGGACGACCUUCACAAGUUCUCCAAACCUGUGGUAGUAAGAGUUGGGCAGAACGCAGCUUUCAAGAUGCCCUUUGCUCCUCAGGAGUCUUUGGUGGUCAGUUGGUUUAAGGAUGGCACUGAGAUUAAAGAUGGAGGAGGAGUUAAGAUCGUGAGGGAGCCCAAUCACAGCCGGCUGCUGCUCAGAGACUGCCUGCGGACAGACACAGGGGAAAUAAAGAUUCAACUCAAAAACCCAUUUGGGGCCGUGGAGGCCACAUCUCAGCUUAUUGUGCUCGAUCGUCCAGGCCCACCAGAGGGUCCAGUGGAGACUGUCGAAACCACCUCAUCUAUAAUUGAGAUCAAAUGGAACCCGCCCAAAGACGACGGCGGCUCAGCUGUCACCAACUAUAUUAUAGAGCGGCAGCAGGCAGGACAGGCUCUGUGGGCGAAACUUGGGGAUGUCUCCGCUGACAGGACCUCCUUCAGAGACAGGAAUGUGACUCAUGGAAAGAAAUACAACUACCGCAUCUACGCAGAAAACCCUGAGGGUCUCAGCGACGCCCUGGAGACAGCUGAUAGCAUUAUGGCUGGCAUAAUGAUACUCUCCGGUCCACCUGGUGCCCCCAAAGUGGUCAGUGCCUCUAAGACCUGUAUCAAUUUGACCUGGACGCCUCCAGAGGACGACAGAGGAGUACCGAUUAUUGGUUAUCAAGUGGAGAAACGGAAGAAGGACACACAUCAGUGGAUUGCCCUGAAUGCACUUAAUGAACCGAUCGAGGAUGUGAAGUAUGCAGUUAAAGAUAUCACUGAGGGAACAGACUACGAGUUCAGGGUUUCAGCAAUCAAUGAGUCUGGAUCUGGAGAUCCGAGCCCUCCAUCUGCAAUGGUGUGCGCAAAGAAUCCCAACAUGAGACCUCAUUUUAAAGACCCAGAGGACUUCAUUGUUGUCAGAGCAGGAAAUUCUGCUCGCGUCAAAAUUUGCUAUGAGGCUGAACCUCCACCUCAGAUCACCUGGCUGAAAGACGAUGAGCCAAUAUCUCCGUGGUUUAAUAUCGUCAAUACAGAGGGAAUGUCUCAGCUUGUUAUUCCCUCAUCAAAGCGGUCAGAUUCAGGCAUCUACACUAUCAAAGCCAAAAACUCUGUGGGUGAGGCUUCAUUUGACAUUGAGGUUAGAGUCACAGACGAACCCAAGACUCCAGGGCCAGUGGAGUUGGAGCAAACAGUCUAUGGCAAAGUGGUGGUAUCAUGGGCUCCCUCUCCAGACGAGGAGCUCGAUGACCGCCUGUACUAUAUGGUGUCUCAACGCGACUCCAACACCAGAGUGUGGAAGACUGUAGCAGACCGCCUCUUCGCUCACACAUACACAGUCAACAACAUCCUUCCUGGGAUAGAGUAUCAUUUCCGGAUCUACGCCAAGAACGACAUGGGCCCCUCAGAUCCAUCUCAGUCACCUACAUGGGGCGCCAAUAGCAACAGAGUUCAAAUAGCUUCAAAUGGAGCUAAUUCGGCAGAUGUCUGCUUUGAGAGGCCUCCAUCCAUCUUGGUCCCUCUGAAAGUCCACACACCACCUAAAGGUUACCAACUUUUCAUGACAUGCGCUGUCCGAGGAUGCCCUACGCCCAGUGUAUCCUGGUACCUGAACGACGUCUGCAUCAACUCAGACAACAACUACUACAUCACCAACUCAUUUGGUGUGUGCUCCAUGUAUAUCCUCAGAGUCCGACCAAACGACAGCGGUGAAUAUAAGGUAGUCGCAGUCAACUCUUUCGGCAAAGCUGAGUGUUCCACUAAACUUACUGUUAGAGAUUAAAAAGGCCUGAAGGUUUCAUGCAGCUUUUCCUCUUACUGAGAUAUUGUGGAAAGUAAGGAAGUAGAAUGUUUUAGUUGACAGCAAAGACUGCAUUGAAAUGGUGCUAUAUUGUUAUGCAAUAGUGAAGAUAAAAUCAUAUAAAAAUAGUCUAAAUACUAGCUUAUUUAAUUUAUUUGAAAUGCUCCUCAUUUAUGAUUGUUACCCUGUCAUCAUAAAUAACUGUUUGACAAAGAUGUGUCAAAUGUUUAAGCUCUUAACUGCAAUAAAUCAACAGUGUGA